AUGAACCCCGACGAUUACACAUCCGACGAUAAUCGGAAAAGAUAUAGAGAAAAUGAAGAGCAGUCUUUUUCGAAAAGCAAAAAAGUAUCAAGAACCCCAGAUAAAAGGAACACAGAGGAAGAAAAACUAGACCAAAUAUUAAAUAUGAUGGCAAACUUAACGAAAGAGACACAAGAUCUGAAAAUUCACGCAAAAAAAAUUAAAGAGGAGCAAAGGCAAUACAGAGAAGAAAUGAGGGAACUCCGAAUUGAAUUAGAAGAAUUAAGACAAGAGAAUGGUGAAGUGCGAAGAGAAAAUGAACAUAUGAAAAAGGAACUGGAAGAUGUAAAAGUGCGCCUUGAAAGACUCGAUAGAGCAAGAAAAGAAAAUAAUGUUAUAGAAUUACAAAUACAAAAAGAAAUAGUCAAAAUAGCAAAUGAUGAAAUAAGGAAAGGAAAACGCGUCCAAAUUAAGCACAACAAAUUGAUAAUAGAUGGACGGGAGAGGAAAUGGUAUAAGAACAAGAAUCAGUUGGAUGAGGUUUUUCAAAACGUUUUAAAAAACUAG
This is a messenger RNA of Diabrotica virgifera virgifera (western corn rootworm), 546 nucleotides long. Its product is annotated as golgin subfamily A member 6-like protein 7. The transcript is spliced from 2 exons. The coding region runs from base 1 to 546 and encodes 181 amino acids. The record is from RefSeq and is a predicted model, not a curated record. NCBI's taxonomy places the organism in Eukaryota, Metazoa, Arthropoda, Insecta, Coleoptera, Chrysomelidae.